AUGCUUCCUUCCAAGCCUGUAGGUUUCUCCAGCGUCAUGGACGCCUCAAACUCCCCAGAGGAACUCCUUGAUAACAGUGUUUACCAGUUUGACGGCAAUGUGAGGGCCAGGUACUUCUGGUAUGGUAUUGCUGCCCUCAUUGGUGUGACGGCCAUCUUGAACUUGCGUUGGCGUCUUGACUUGAGAUUGAGGAAGCGCUCAAAACCAGCAAGCAAUAGUUCUUCAAGUAUCUUUUUUCAGGCUACUAAUGCUGCCACAAACUUGGCACGUCGGGCGACAUAUCUUCAAGUGACUCCACCUGGUAGGGCAUUCUGGUUCAAAGUCCCGCCUCUAGGUGUUGUCUACUUAAUCCUCGCCUAUAUCUUGUUCAUUCUCCUUCUCGAAUUCUUGAAUGAUCACGGUUUUACGGGCCGUACAUGGUGGACAAUGGUUGGUCUUUGCGCUGGAUGGCUCACUGUCGCUCAAAUUCCACUCGUCGUCCUGCUCGUCAGCAAACAUAGUCUCAUCGGGUUGUUAACCGGGGUUUCCUAUGAGAGACUCAACGUUUUUCACCGUUGGGUUGCACGUGGUAUGUUACUUCUGGCAACACUCCAUUUCGCUUUCCUCGCGUCGCGAUGGGGUCGUGUUCCGGGUCUCCUAUCUUCGGAGUGGGCAACUAAUGACGCUUUCCGCUCCGGCGUAACGACUUAUGUGAUUCUUUUCUGGAUGAGCUUCUCAACCGUUGCGCCCCUGAGACACUUCUCGUGGGAGUUCUUCGUUUUCCAGCACAUAAUUACCUACAUGGGUUUUAUCAUUGCCGUUUCGAUACAUAUUCCAAGCGACGCCAAUGAUGCUCACGCCUAUGUCUAUGUUGCGGUUGCCUUAUACCUGGUUGAGCGGCUGGUUUACUUUGCUCGCUUUGCUUUCACCAACUCUGGUUCCAGCAAAGUGACUCUCGAGUCCCUGGAAGGAGAUGUCACAAAAAUGUAUGUGACAAAUCGUCGCAUCAAGACCUGGGCUCCCGGAUCACACGUCAUGAUUGGUAUUCCACGAUUCGGUCUGGUUCAAUCCCACCCUGCCACUAUCAUGUCGAUCCCUAGCUCCCAUAAUGGAGAGGUGGUCUUGCUAUUGCGAGCCUACAAGGGGUUUACCAGGCGCAUCUACGAAGAGAACCACAAAAGACCAAGAGAGAUACCUGACGAUGUGUCAUUGCAAGAAGGACAGUCGAGAAGCUCUAUGAAACAGUAUGCGGCUUUGAUCAAUGGGCCAUACGGAUCAUCGCAUGCCGAAUUCGUCUCAUUCAAGACUGUCGUCUUAAUUGCUGGCGCUACAGGUGUGACUUUCACCAUGUCUGUCUUGCUUGACCUUGCCCAUCGAGCCGCCGUUGCAGCAGAGAAUGGUGAUACACCGUACCCUGUGCGCAAAGUCACAUUUGUAUGGCUGAUACGGAAAUCUGUCUGGGUUGAAUGGAUCUCAGACGAGUUGCGAAUAGCAGUGUCUGACCUUGAAAAGGCGGGAAUUACGUUUGAAUUGCAAAUUUUUGUGACCAAGUCGGAUAGCGAAGAUACGAUUCUAAGCAAUAGUCCGAAGCUGGGUCCUCAAUAUCUUGAGAAAGUUGAUGGGGCGAGGACAACUCACAGCAUAUCUGGUUCGUGUUUUGACUCGGGCCGUCCGACCUGGAAAGAUCUGUUGCGCAAUGUUCUUUCCGAUGCCGAAGGAGAAAGUGCCGUGGGUGUAUGUGGUCCUCUGAGCCUUUCAGUUGAUAUUCGGAAAGAGGUCGUUUCACUGAGUUCUGAGGGGACUCGACUUCUCUACUUGCAUGUCGAAAGCUUUUCCUAG
Penicillium daleae is the source of this 1818-nucleotide messenger RNA. Its product is annotated as ferric reductase family protein. Gene Ontology annotation, molecular function: ferric-chelate reductase activity. Gene Ontology annotation, biological process: iron ion transport; copper ion import; intracellular iron ion homeostasis. The record is from RefSeq and is a predicted model, not a curated record. NCBI's taxonomy places the organism in Eukaryota, Fungi, Ascomycota, Eurotiomycetes, Eurotiales, Aspergillaceae. The transcript is spliced from 2 exons. Bases 1 to 1818 code for a protein of 605 amino acids. Gene Ontology annotation, cellular component: plasma membrane.